Messenger RNA from Triplophysa rosa, 710 nucleotides. RefSeq lists its product as uncharacterized. NCBI's taxonomy places the organism in Eukaryota, Metazoa, Chordata, Actinopteri, Cypriniformes, Nemacheilidae. Gene Ontology annotation, biological process: endoplasmic reticulum unfolded protein response. The record is from RefSeq and is a predicted model, not a curated record. The transcript has 3 exons. Gene Ontology annotation, cellular component: endoplasmic reticulum. Bases 134 to 334 code for a protein of 66 amino acids.
GCUUUGAGUCACGUGACACCGCCGCUGAAUCGCGCAACUCAACGGUCUGAGCGGAUUGGAACCGAAUCUUCGGACAAACCCGCCGCGUUUACCGAACCGCCGUCAUCCUCUGCCUCGUGACACACAUCUCAUCAUGUCGGCGGUGCAGCGUAUGAAAAUCGCGAACGAAAAACACAGUAAGACGAUCACACAGAGGGGACACGUCCAGAAAACCACGCGGGUGGUGAAUGAAGACAAAUCUCCUGUGGGUCCGUGGCUGCUCGCGCUCUUUGUGUUCGUGGUGUGUGGUUCAGCGAUCUUUCAGAUUAUCCAGAGUAUCAGACAGGGCAUGUAAGCGCUGACAUCACCUGCAGACAUGUGAAGCUACUCUGAACAUCACGGCCGCUUUCUCAAUCUUCUACACUGAAAUGUUUUCUUCUGUGCUCAUGAUUUCUGUUUGUGAGUGCAUUUGUGUCAUGAUUCAUGAUGUAGUGUGUGUGUACGAAACAUCUGUUCAUAACUGCUGUCAGCCUCAUAUUUUAUCACAAUCUCCUGUUUUAAUUCUACUGAUGUGUUUUAUUUUGAAUGAAACAUUCAUGAGAUUUUGUAUAAAUUCACAGAAAUGGCCAUGUGUACAUUCACACAUUAAAAGCCAUACGGUUUCUUCCUCGCUGUUACAGGACAUUGAUGCUGUGUAAUGAUGAUUUUAUACAAAUAAAAGGUAUUUUCUC